This is a messenger RNA of Paracoccidioides brasiliensis Pb18, 930 nucleotides long. Its product is annotated as osmosensor SHO1. Gene Ontology annotation, molecular function: protein binding. The record is from RefSeq and is a predicted model, not a curated record. The coding region runs from base 1 to 930 and encodes 309 amino acids. The transcript has 4 exons.
AUGGCUCAGCUGGAUGUCAAUAAUAUAAUGGGUGACCCGUUCGCCUUGGUAACACUUUCAAUGGCUAUGAUCGGAUGGCUAUUAUCCUUGGUCACUUGUGUGAUUUCAGAUGUCCAAGGUAUUUUUCCCAACUAUGUGUGGUGGGCUGUCACCUAUAUGUUCGUAACAAUUAUUGGCCUUGCCAUUGUCAUGGGCUCUCAAACAAGCCAUGUUUAUGCCAUCGCGAUUGUCGGUUAUCUCGCCGCAGGUCUCUGCUUUACAACUCUCGCCGUCAACUCGUUGGUUUAUGACGGCAGUGCCACCAAGCAGGCUGCUGCUGCAGGAUUUAUCCUCCAAUCCAUGGUUAUCAUCAUCUGGAUCUUCUACUUCGGCUCAACCCCCCGAUCCUCAACGCGCGGCUACCUCGACCACUCUGGCGGCGCAGGCAACGAACACCACUCCUACCGCAACAGCAAGCCCAUUUCAAACUCCUACGGCCGCCCCGAAACAACCGUCUCCGGCAACCAGCCACCACAAAUGUACACUUCAGCCCAACUGAACGGCUUCGAAACCUCCACUCCCAUCGCCGGCUACCCCUCCACCGCCACAGAUAACCCCAAUAACGCCGGCCGCUUCGGCCAAGCCCCCAUCGGCUCACAGACAAAUCUUACCCCCGGAAAUAACCCCGUAGUAGGCGCUGGCGGCAUCUCCCUUGGAAUGGGUGGUGCAACUGACCCAUCGAAUGCCAACGAAAUCAGCCAGCCGACGGAAUACCCUUAUCGUGCGAAGGCGAUAUAUUCCUAUGAAGCGAACCCAGAUGAUGCGAACGAGAUUAGUUUUGCGAAGCAUGAGAUUCUUGAUGUGUCGGAUGUCAGUGGCCGGUGGUGGCAGGCUAAGAAAGCGACUGGAGAGACGGGGAUUGCGCCGUCGAAUUAUCUUAUUUUGUUAUAG